Molecule: messenger RNA, 1629 nt
Organism: Paecilomyces variotii
Lineage: Eukaryota; Fungi; Ascomycota; Eurotiomycetes; Eurotiales; Thermoascaceae
Product: galactokinase
Exons: 2
Coding region: 1-1629 (542 amino acids)
Biological process (GO): galactose metabolic process; carbohydrate phosphorylation
Cellular component (GO): cytoplasm; cytosol
Molecular function (GO): galactokinase activity; ATP binding
Source: RefSeq, a predicted model, not a curated record
AUGGCAACCCCGCAGGAACUCGUCCCCCAGACGGAAUCCAUCGCAGAGAUCUAUGCGACAGACGACGCAUCUGCGCGGUCGAUUUCGCCAGAGAUCAAAGCCCGCUGGCAUGGUCUGGUAUCGCAGUUUACAAAGCUUUAUGGUCACCGGCCUGACUUUGUCGCCCGGAGUCCCGGCCGGGUCAACAUCAUCGGAGAGCACAUCGACUACUCCCUGUACGAUGUCCUCCCUACCGCGGUCAGCGUCGAUAUGAUCAUUGCAGCCAAGGCUAUCCCGACAACAGGGACGGAGCCUUUCGUCAAGAUCGCGAACACGAAUCCUCAGAAGUUUCCCACUCGUGAAUUCACCUUCCCCGUCGACAGAGACGUCGAGAUUGACCCCAAGCAUCACGAAUGGAUCAAUUACUUCAAGGCGGGCUUGAGAGGAGCGCUGCAAUUCCUUCGCAAGAAGAAUGAGGGAUCCUCGUUCGUCCCAUCCAGUCUGGAGCUCCUGAUCGACGGCAACGUGCCGCCAGGUGGUGGUAUCUCCAGCAGUGCUGCCUUUGUUUGCUCCAGUGCCUUGACUACCAUGAAGGCCAACAAGCACGACGUCUCAAAGCAGGAACUCCUCGACCUUGCGGUGGUUUCUGAGCGUGCUGUUGGUGUUUACUCCGGAGGAAUGGACCAGGCUGCCUCCAUCUUCUCCCGCCGGGGCUAUCUGCUCUACACACAAUUCUUCCCCAAGUUUGCCGUCCAGCACGUUCCGAUACCCAAGGCGGACCACGAGAUUACCUUCCUGAUGGCCCAGAGUUUCGUGACGUCAAACAAGGCCGAGACAGCCCCGCGACACUACAACCUGCGCGUGGCCGAGUGUACCUUGGCCGCGGUGGUCCUGGCCAAGAUGCACGGCGUUACCCUGGAAAAGGAUAGCAGCUCCCUGGGCUACAGCUUGCGCAACUUCCACGAGGAGUUCAUGCGGAAGGAGGGUCGUCUGCAGGACCCUCUCGAGUACCAGCUCGAUUCAGUCAUCCAAGACGCUGCGGAGCGUCUCUCCCAGGAACAGGGCUACACCCGCGAGGAGAUUGCUAAGCUUCUCGACAUCACUGUGCCUGAGCUCGAAUCUAAAUUCCUGUCCGCCUUCCCUGUGCAGGCGGAGCGAUUCCUCCUUCGCCAGCGUGCGCUGCAUUGCUUCAAGGAGGCUCGCCGCGUGCUUGACUUUAAGGCUUGCCUGUCCGGAACGGAGAAGCUGGAUGAGAAGCACAUUACCUAUCUGGGACAGCUUCUGAACGAAUCCCAGGCCUCGUGCCGCACUGAUUACGACUGCAGCUGUCCCGAGGUGGACGAAAUCUGCGCCAUUGCCCGCCGCGCUGGGACCUGGGGUAGCCGUCUCACCGGUGCAGGAUGGGGAGGCUGCACCGUCCACAUGCUGCCGCAGAACAAGGUCGAAGCCGUCACCAAGGCUCUCCGCGAGGAAUACUACCUUAAGCACUUCCCCGAUAUUAGCGAGGAGAUGCUGGGUCAUGCCAUGGUCAUCAGUAAACCCUCUAACGGAUCCUUCCUGUAUGUGCCGUCCCAUCAUACUACUGAGUAUGUUGCUAACCGUGAUCAAUGCAGGGCUUUCGGUGCCGCCAUCGAUCAGGUGGAAGUCUAA